Pseudophryne corroboree (corroboree frog) is the source of this 2836-nucleotide messenger RNA. RefSeq lists its product as uncharacterized. The coding region runs from base 23 to 1339 and encodes 438 amino acids. Lineage: Eukaryota; Metazoa; Chordata; Amphibia; Anura; Myobatrachidae. The record is from RefSeq and is a predicted model, not a curated record. Gene Ontology annotation, molecular function: DNA binding. Gene Ontology annotation, biological process: DNA integration; DNA recombination. The transcript has 2 exons.
GGCCGGCCUGGCCGCGGGCCAGAUGGGUCUGGGUUGCCUAUGCCCAGCGGUGGCUCUAAUCGCCGCGUGCCCCCGGCAAGGCAGUCAUCAGGUGACGACGCGGCGUUACAAGGUCACGCUCGAGCUCGAGGGCGGGUCCAGGGAGGCGGCGGACGGCGCGGGCGCAGGUGCCUUUUCAGCCGCCCAGAGGGUUGCACGCGCGUGCCGGGAGCUGGGGGCGGCCGCAGCGCAGCUGCAUUUACAGCCAAGGCGGGACGAGAGUUUGCAGUCACCUCGCACGCCGGCCUUAGGUCGGGCUGGGCGCACGCCAUUUUUGUUGUCCGGGUCCCCUCCCCCUUUUCUGCCCACAGAUGUUCAAGCGGAUGCAAGGGUGUCGGAAUCGGAGGACGAGGAUGUUACAUAUGUCGCGACUGAGGAGUCUGGAUCUGACCAAUCUACGGCUUCAGGUCAUCGAGCCGGACUGGAAGGUCUAGCACUACGUUCGGUAGCGCCAUCCACGCUUAAGGCUUACAAGCAGGCCUGGGGCGAAUGGGAAGAAUUUGCUAGAGGACGGAAGCAACGAGGUAAGAGCGGGCAUCGGAUGAUGCUUUCUUUUAUUUGGCAGCUUUAUGUUUCGGGUAGGUCUAGAGCGGUGGUGUCCCGGUACUUGGCUGGCAUUGCAUUCUUCUGCAGAAUUAAGGGUGUUCCCGAUUUGACGAAAAGUGGCAUUCUGCUUAAGGCUAUGAAAGGAUGGGCGCGCGUGGCGCCUACGCCGCCUGACAGAAGGCGGCCCAUUGAUGCGGCGUUGCUGCCAGGCAUCAUUGGGUCGGUUGGAGCCAUCGCAUCAUCUAUGUUUGAAUCGCUGCUUUUUAGAUUGGCGUUCUCUAUGGCUUACCACGGCGCCUUUAGGAUAUCGGAGUUGGUAGCGCCUUCUAAGCAAACUGAUUCGCGCAUGCUAGUAGAGGACGUAGUGGUGAGUGGGAGGUCCUUGCUGUGCAGAUUGCGACGCUCUAAGACGGACCAGGUGGGGAAGGGCCGAUGGGUCACCCUGGUUCCGGCACUUGAGGAGAGCAUAUGCCCAGUACGGUUGGCAGUACAAUAUGAGGCAGUGAGGCCCGACUGUCGGGGGUCGUGGUUGCUGCACUAUGACGGGCUGCCAGUAACGAAGUUCCAAUUUCGGUGGAUGAUGGGUCGCUGUCUGACGAGCAUGGGCCUUUCCCCCUCCCACUUCGGUACACACUCCUUCCGCAUUGGGGCUGCUACGGCGGCAGCGGCCGCGGGUUUUACGGGAGCCCAAAUCCAGGCGGUGGGACGAUGGAAGUCGUCCUGUUAUAAGCGGUACAUUCGCCCCGUCGCCUGAGAUACUUUGCUUAAGCGUAGCUUGCAUCAAUAAGUUAGAGUAAGAUAAUGUUUUGCUUGGUGUUAUGCAUAUGUUAUGUUCGCUGUAUGUUGGUUCGUUUACCCGUGUGUGAUCCUACUCAGGGAUUAGCCACUUGCCGCUGCGGGCGUGAGCCGGCAGCGGGGGUCUGGAGUUAUUUUGCAAUUUUUGCCUGACUUGACGGACUGAAUUCUAAUCUUUAAUUCGGCUAAUCUGUUCUAAUCAAAGUCCCUCAGCAGGUUUUUAUGCUUUCACCUCCAGCUGAGUUAUUUCAUGUUUUACCCCUUUUUAUACCCCCCCCCCCUUGUUAAUUUCGUUUUGAUUCUUUUGCCUUUCCCUUAAUGUCUUAAUGCUUUUACUUCAAAUUGGCUAGGAGCUCGGGAGAUCGGCUAGGCCGUGACUGCUGCGACAUUAGGAAACAAUAAAAAAAUUUUUCUUUUGGCAGAUCCUUCAGGUUAACAUAAUACAUGCUAGGGCGUAGAAUUAUAGUAACACAUUUUACCCCUUUUUCCUUCCAUUCAGGUUGUUUCGCUGAUGGCUUGUCCGUUUGGGUGGUCGGCCACUCGUAUGUCUUCUGGGCAGCAAGGUUUUUGGCCUCUGAUACUUCUCAGAGGUUUCCUAGAGGUCAGGGAAUCAGAUGGCUUGGUUGGCGAGGUAUGAUGUGGACAGAUCUAUUGAGUAGACUAGUCAGUCAGGCCAGGAAGCAUGGAGUUCCCAAGGUUUUGGUUGUCCACUUAGGUGGCAACGACCUAGGGAAGAGGACUUCCUUGGAGCUACGGUGGGCCAUGAUACAAGAUCUGGCAAAGGUGGCCGCAGCAUGGACCAAUUGUUUAUUGGUAUUUUCCCUGAUGGUGCCAAGGUUGAGUUGGCGAGGUGUGGAGGACGGACGCGUAAUAGAUGAGGCCAGGAUAAAGGUGAAUGGGGCGGUGGCGAAGUGGGUCUUGGCCCACGGAGGUAAAGUCGUUCGCCACCCUAAGAUUCGGUUCCGAGACAAACACCUUUUUCGGCCUGAUGGUGUGCAUCUAUCCAAUGAGGGGAUGAUGUUUUUCCUGGAGGAUCUGUUCCUAGUGUUGCAGGAGUUAGGGUAGUUUAUGGUGGCGGUGCGAGGACUCUGGGAUGGAGUCCUUCGCUGUUGGCGGAAAAGAACGGCAGUUUGUAGUUGUAUGGUUUUUUAUAGGUAGUAAGUUUCAGUGUUAUAUGGUUUAGGUGCACUCACCUCCAUCGACUUAAUGGCCGCUCGACCACCCAUCCGGGAGGCAGCGGCAGGGCACCCAGGAGCGGUGGGAAGUCACUGUGGGGGUUGUGUUGACACCUAUUACCGGUUUGGAUAGGGUGCUGGACGGUUCCGGUCAGUUUACCAAUUUAAGUUUACCAAUAGUUUAAUAGAGCCGUUCUUUUUUCUGCCACCAUUAUGCCGGCUGAUUCGGCAUCUUAACAAAAUUUUCCCAAUUGCAGGUUUUGCUAUGGUUAGGGUCAAAU